Molecule: messenger RNA, 420 nt
Organism: Histoplasma capsulatum G186AR
Lineage: Eukaryota; Fungi; Ascomycota; Eurotiomycetes; Onygenales; Ajellomycetaceae
Exons: 3
Coding region: 1-420 (139 amino acids)
Source: RefSeq, a predicted model, not a curated record
AUGGACCGGCUGCUCGGGUUGAGUGGGCUCGCUAGAGAGGGAUGGGAAACCGAGGGCGGUGCUGAGGGCCAAGGGGGGUGUUCGGUGCCGAAGGAGGACGGCCUCUCCGGCAAAUCAUAUCGCAUCUUCAGGGUCCUGCCGCGACUCGAAUGCAGCGAGAGCCACAGGGACUUUUUUGGUAAAACUCAAAACCCCAUCCUUGCAUAUGCAUGCAAGCUGCAGGCCAGCGGGGGCGGGCGCCGCCAUCUUGUGGAGAACCUGGAGCUUGCAUCGUUGCCGAAGCUCGGCAAGGUCCGACGAUCAACCCGAUUGGAGUCCGAAGGAUGGAGGAUGAAGGCGAUGAAUUCGAGGCAUCUCGGACGGUCUUCCGAGUCUCUCGCUCCAGCAGCCAUCAUCCGCCGAAGUAGCCCUCACCUCUGA